ACCGUAAUUCUUCACAGUGCCAAUUGUCGAAUUGAUGGCAAUCCACCCUGGGCUGCCAAGUGCCUCGAAAUUUUCUUCGUCACAGAAAUAACAUGCUUUUCGCAAACCGCCUUUCGAUAAUGCUUUGGGUCGGAUCAUCUCAAAUCAUUCGACCUUUUGGUGAACACUCAGGUCUAGUGACUCCUUGAGCUCCAUUAUCAUUCAACACUCACUGAGUUCCUCUUUUCUCUCGAUCUCUAUCACUGUGCCAAUUUGGGUGCCUGUCGUGUGGUCUGAAGCUUCCCUCUAGGGUCACAGUUCUUGUAACUCGUCGGCAAGGAAGGAGAGACUUAGCGAGAUUAGCGUGCGCCAGCAAUUAGGGCGAGGAUGAACUGGCUAAGCAGAAACAAUCCCUUUGAGGGUGGUCGAGACAAUUAUAACUAUGGAUCGUCGGGUUACGACGAUGGAGACAGACACGAUUAUGGGUUCAAUUCAACGCGUUACGGGGAACCUUAUGCAGGCGGCAGCCAUCCCUUGUCGAUGCCUCCCCAAAGGUCUCUGGAUUCUAAUUACGGUUACGAUGCAGCCUACAAAACCGGGUAUUCAGACAGUUCGAGUCGUCCAUUAGCAGAUCUUGCACCAUAUGAUCAACACCAGCGAUAUGAGCUGGAGCCGGCUCACGAGCGGUUCAACAAUUACGCCGACCAGCCAUCUUACUCGAGUGGGUAUGACGAUUACGGAGAGGAGCCAUAUCAUGUUGAUCGAUACAAGAGCUACAAGGAGGGAUAUGACGAUGAACCGGAGUUUUUGUUUCGUACCGCAUCGAAGACCUACAAUUUUAAUGCAUUGGAGACGACCCCCGUGACCGAGCCAUCUUUUACAGCUGAUGCGGAGGUGACGGAAGCCUCGGAGGAAGUCUUGGUGAGGAUCCGCGGCGCUGUUGUGCACUUGGUUGACGACCAGAAGAGCCCGCUCCUGGGCGAUGGAGACUUCUCGAUAGUCUUGAUUGAGCAAGCAGGGAACGGGCUCGUGACGUUUGUGAGAGUAGGAGACAAGCUGCGGUGGCCACUGACGAAAGAUGAGCCUGCCGUGAAGCUGGAUUCCAGCCACUACUACUUCACCAUCCGCUUCCCACGCAAAGUCGAUGAAAUGGACACGGAGACGGCUCGUAGCGCGAGCCCAGAGGUUUUGAGCUAUGGCGUCACAUUUCCAUUGGACGGACAAGAAGAGCAGCUGCGUGAGUUGGAUGACAUUCUGGAGACGUACAGCCGGUUUUUGAGCCCAAAGCUUGUCCAGGGCAACAAGGAGAGAGACGAAUUUGAUGGCGCUUUUGGAUAUGGCCAUAGCCAGAUACCCGAUGCAUUGAACACUUCAAGGAGCGAAGUCCUCUAUAACAAACAAGAGAAGCAGGAUUCAAGCUCAGAUUACUGGAGAAUUAUGGCUCCCAAUGUUGACGACUACAAUAGCGACCUGGCCAAAGCCUUUGCGAUGGGCACUGGUAGUCUCAUCAAGGGCAUCUUUUGGUUGCGAGACUCGACAGUUGCAGGCCUCGAAAAUGGUAGUUCAUAUAUGAGGGAACACGUCAGAUCUACUUCCAACCCUAGCACCAUCAACCCACAAAUCCUGGUCAACCUGAAGAGGGUGAAAAACAUGUCCAUGGCUACGGAAACAGUGGCGAACAGCAUACUUGAGGGGUUUGUGAGAGCGGCGAGCUUUUUCUCGAGUGCUCUGAUAAGAUCCGAUAUCGGCAAGAAGUUUUUCCAAUUACUGCCCGGCGAAGUGGCUCUCGUCUCCAUGGAUGCUUUCGCGAAACUGUUUGAUGCAUUGGAAGCGGCGGGCUACGAUGUCGCAGCGCAGACUAAAAUGUUCACGCAGGACGUUGUUGCUCACAGAUAUGGUGAACAAGCAGGAGAAGUGACCGGCGAUACCUUAUCCACCGCGGGACAUUUGUUUGCAACAGCGUGGACGGUGACCAAGGUCCGCAGCGCCUGGAAUCCAACCAAGUUCAAGCCUACCAAGACAGGAAUGCUCAAAGCGGCCGCGAAGGCAGUAAUGCGGGGAGCAAAGGAUUAGCAGAUCGCACAGCGCGUGAAGCAUUUUUGUCCUGGACACCCUUAUCUUAACAACGGUGUAAAUUAUACGUAGGUCGUGGACAGAAGUACUUAAAAUCUUACCUUUCUGAUCACUUAGGAGCUGAUUUCCUAACCAGAAUCAACUAAGCUCUGCGGAAGGCAUUGGAUCACAAAUUGUUGAACAGAGCAAUGGUUUUGGUUAAAAUCCUAGGCCAUGAUCGGCGCACCGUCGACUAGACUCGGCUGUCUGUAAAGCGCGAUUUCUAAACUUAACCUGCAAUCCUAAUUACGCCAGCGGAUGGCUGUAA
Molecule: messenger RNA, 2359 nt
Organism: Physcomitrium patens
Lineage: Eukaryota; Viridiplantae; Streptophyta; Bryopsida; Funariales; Funariaceae
Product: senescence/dehydration-associated protein At4g35985, chloroplastic
Cellular component (GO): plasma membrane
Source: RefSeq, a predicted model, not a curated record